AUGAUUAGAAAGGCUCCUAAAUUACAUUCAAUUUUUAUUAUAGGAGAUCAAUAAAUCGAUGAAUUGAAAGAUAAAAAUAUAUUUAGAGUGGAUUCUAUAAAUGAAAUAGAUAAUAUCUUAAAAAGUUUAGAGAAGAAAAACAGUUUUGAAAGUGAAAAAUUUAACAAAUAUGGUGUACCAAUAAUUUUAUAAGAAUUAUUAAAAUAUUUCAAAAAUAAUAUGAACCAUGAAGGAUUAUUUAGAAAAUGUGCAGUAAAUAGUGAAAUUUAAGAAUUAAUGGAAGAAAUAAGAAAUUAUGAUUUCAAAAGAGUUCAAUCUGCAAAUCCACAUUUAGUUGCAUGUGCUAUAAAAUAAUAUUUAAAUUAAUAACAAAUUCCUUUAAUAAAUACAGAAUUAAUAUUUUCAAAUGAAAUUAAUGUUAUUGGUGUAAUUAAUGAUCUAUCAGAGAUAAAUGCUAGAGUAUUAUUUAUGGUUAUAUCAUUUUUUCAAGAAGUAGCUAAGUGUGAAGAGUAAAACAAAAUGAAUACAAAAACAUUAGGAAUGUUAAUUGCACCUUCAUUAAUUAAAUUAUCUAAUUAAUGUGAUAAUCCUUUAGAAAAAAUUAAUAAAACAAUUAUGUUUUUAUAGAAAUUUUUAGAAAGUUUUCACAAAUUUGUUCCAAAUUUUCAUUAUGAAGAACUUUUAGAAUAUGAAGAAAUAGAUAAUGGAAAUGAAGUAGCAGAUAUAGAUUUGAGGGAAGAAUGGGGAAGAAUUAAUAAUGUAAAAUAACAUAUAAUAUGA
Paramecium primaurelia is the source of this 780-nucleotide messenger RNA. Lineage: Eukaryota; Ciliophora; Oligohymenophorea; Peniculida; Parameciidae. The record is from the annotation of a GenBank genome assembly.